GAAGGCGAAGGCCAAGUCUUUGUUAGGAAUACGACAUGGCAGGCGUGCAUGCCGAGCUCGAUUAGAGAAAUUUUUGUUUUCCCGUUAACAAAAUCACAAAGGCUAGAAAAUUGAACGCGUUAUUAUUUAUAUGUGUAUAUAUAUAUAUUUGAGUAUUAAAGAAAUUAUAAGUAAAGCAUUCAUUUAAAAUUCUUUUAUAUAGAAUAUCAAAUAUUAGUGCAUGAUAUAAAAAUUCUUUCGUCUGUUACGAAUCGGAAUUUGGAAAACAAAUAAUCGCAAAUUUCAUUUAAUCUUAAAAUUUGUUAAAUUAAGUAUGUCUCCAGGAACAUCAUCCGAAGAUGUAUUAUUGAUGGUUAGUCACGUUCAUCAUAAGAAGAAUGAUGGCACAUUGUACUUAAUGAAUGAACGCAUAGCAUGGAUGCCGGAAGGUAAGGAUACUUUCUCUAUAAGCCAUAAAUAUGCGGAUAUCAAAAUGCAGAAAAUAUCACCUGAUGGAAAGGCGAAGGUGCAGUUGCAAGUGGUGCUACAUAAUGGAGAGACAACUACUUUUCAUUUUGUUAAUCCGCUGGGAACCAAUCUGCAAUUUCAAGAUCGAAAUAGCGUUAAAGAACUGCUUCAGCAACUCCUGCCAAAAUUUAAAAGAAAGAUCAACAAAGAACUUGAAGAAAAGAAUAAUAUUUUGGCAAAUGAUCCUGUACUUUUCCAGCUGUACAGAGAUCUUGUAGCUACUCAGGUAAUAACAGCUGAUGAAUUUUGGGCUAAUUAUGUAAAAAAACCCAAUCAAAAUGCAAAAACAAAGGUAGACCAAGAAGUAGGAGUUUCAGGAUCAUUUUUGAUUGGCAUUGCUCCUCAAACUGAUGGCUCCUGUGGUAUUAAAUACAAUAUAACUCCAGAAAUCAUUGAUUCCAUAUUUCGAACAUAUCCAGCUGUGAAAAGGAAACACAUGGAAAAUGUCCCACACAAAAUUUCUGAAAAUGAAUUCUGGACUAAAUUUUUUCAGUCUCAUUAUUUUCACAGAGAUAGAUUAAAUAUAAAUUCGAAAGAUUUGUUUUCAGAGUGUGCUAAAAUUGAUGACCAGGAUAUAAAGAAUGCUAUAGAUAAAGGAAUUCCUGAUCCAUUUGUUGAUGUGACAUCAUUUGAAGAAGAUAAUUUAAUUGAUGAUAAUGGUAAAGUUAUUGUGAGUGCACAAAAUACCCAAAAAGAAAUAAAUCAGUCUAUGAUUCGACGUUUUAAUCAUCAUUCCAUGAUGGUUCUUCAAAGCUGUUCCAAGAAAAAGUCAGAUGUUCCUGUAGAUGGUGCAACAAGUGCAAAAAAACCUGCUCUUAUAAAUAAUUGUGUUUCCAAGAAAAAUGCAUCAUCUGUUUUAGAAAUUGAAAAAAAUCCCAAAAAAAGCAUUAUAAAGCAUAAAAUAUUGUAUGAAGAUCUUAAUAAAGAUGCACAACAGAAUGUGAGUACAUUAAACUUGAGUAAAGUCAGCCGCUAUCUUAGUGGACCUACACCUAUUACAGAUGCUGAUAAUACUUCUCCUGAGGAAGUGUUAUUUGCAGUUGAUCAACUUAACAACUCUAUUCAUUCAUGGACUCCAGAUUUACCAAAUGUCCUUCGUCCUAGUUCUGCAAUUCUUGCUCUUGGUGAGUUGAUGCCUGGUGGCUCGUUAAUGAAAAAUGUUGAUGGCACACGAUUAAGUGAUACAGUACCAGUAGAAAUACAGAAUGAGAUGAAACAAUUAUAUUUAGCAUUAAGUGAAUUGCUACGUCAUUUCUGGUGCUGUUUUCCUACUACAACACCACAGCUUGAAGAGAAAGUAAUCUCUAUGCAAGGCAGUCUUCAAAGAUUUGAGUAUGCAAAAUUGCAACCUUUUCAGGAUAAACUGGCUAGAAAUUGUUUGCCAUUAAAUCUUACCGAACAUUUAAGAAGUCUUCUGCAGUCUGCAUAUAAAAAGUAUUCUACAUGGCAAAGCAGACUUGGUAGAUGAUAAAUGUCAUAUUUAUGAAUGCCUUUAGGUAGUGUUUUGAAAACAAAUUUGCAUUAUAUUCUCAUUAUCUGUGCAGUUCAUAGAAUGCUUUAUCAUUGCUUUAUGUUUUCCUUGAUUGUUGCUAAUGCAGCCUAUUGUUGAAAUUAUUUUAUUGUAUUGUAAUUGUUCUGCAUGUAUUGUGUAGGAUAGUGUCAAAUCACAAAAAUCAAACCAGGGUGUUAAUGAAAUGUUUUGUGAAAGGGAUUUAUUGUUGUGAGGGUUGUUAUAUGUUUGACAAAAAAGAUUAUAUAAGUUAAAUUUGGUUCAAAGAAUAAAAUUUUUGAACUUCAAUUUUGUAGGGGUAUGGUUUGAAGUAUAUAUUUAUGAAGUCAUUAAUGUUGUAUGUAUGCAUUCAUUGGUGUACAUAUUAUGUAGUAGGAAAUUUAUGAAAUUUUAUUAAAAUUUUAACAUUCUGUUUUUCUAAUUAUUUGUAUUUACAAGUAUUUUAAUUCAUCAAAGUAUGUUACACCUUUAUGAAGUCUUUUCCAAUUAUUUAAUAUUAUUUUUUCAGUAUGUACUUCAGUAUUUUUUCAGUAUUUCCUUCAAGCUAUAGAAAAAAAUUCAUGCCUGCAGUUGAUAUGUUAAGAAUUUAAUGCCAAUUAAUCUGCAUUUUAUUUUUUUCAAAUGGAUAUAGAACUGAAAUAUAUAUUCCUGUUUUCUCUCUGACAUAAUUGUUUAAUUUCCUGAUUAUUGAUAUUAUUCUUAUUUUUUUUCAGUGCCAAUAUUAAGUUUCAUCAAGAUAUGUGGAAAAAAUCUUAACACAUAUAGCAGUCAUGCUAUUAAAGUAUUAAUAAAACAUAAUGUUCAAAAACAUUAAAUUUUUUUAUCCACAGAAGAAAAUGGAAUAUUGUCAUACAUGAAAAGUUUACCAGAAAAAUUAGUAGUAAAAGAAAAGUAUAUGCCUUUUGAUAAGACUUCAGUUUUUUAAUAAUGAAAAGUUGAAAAAUAAAGAAAGAGGUUGGUGUUUUCUAUUUAUUAGUUUAUGUUGCAUGUAUAUUUUGCAUUUAAUUAAGUAUUAAUCCAUAACAAUUUUUAGAUCUGGAGGAAAAAGUUGAAUAUUGAGAUAUAGGAGAAGUUUACUGUUAAAGUAAAUAAUAAAAGUACAUGGCUUGGAAUUAAAAAGUUUAAAAAAAAUAGGUUGAUGUUUUCUUUUUAUUAAAAUUUAUGUUUGUAUAUAUCUUGCAUUUAAUAUAGGAAUACAAAUAUAUAUAUAUAUUUUUUUACAAGGGUGUUAAUGAAUGGGUACUGUACUAUGGGUACUGUACUGUUAUUGGGACCACAUCCAGAAAUUGUAUGCAUGUAUGUGUGCACAUAUGUAUUUGUGUGUGUGUACACACACACACACACGUGCACAUACAUACAUUUCUGAAUCUGGUUCUGAUAACAGAAGAGUAAAGGACUGUGUUUAGUUGAUCAAGGUAUAUUAAAAAUUUUUAUGAUUAUCUUAUGGUAAAAACAUUUGUAUAUGUAGUUACCUAAAAUUAUAUUGGCAUAUUUUAUCCUAAUUUAUAAAUGAUUAUUUUUAAUUCUUUUGAAGGGAUGCCACAUGCUUGAGCAAAAGCAUAGAUUACAUUUCAUCAAUUAGCUAUCUGUAACAUUAUAAUAAAAAUUUCAUGUCUGCAAUAAUUAAUUAUAAAUGAAACCAGUGUCUUUAAUUGUUAUAUAUCAUUCAGUUUGUAUUCAAUAUAAAUAAAUGGAAAUUCAACCACAUA
Molecule: messenger RNA, 3726 nt
Organism: Stegodyphus dumicola
Lineage: Eukaryota; Metazoa; Arthropoda; Arachnida; Araneae; Eresidae
Gene: Tfb1
Product: transcription factor B1
Biological process (GO): DNA-templated transcription; nucleotide-excision repair
Cellular component (GO): transcription factor TFIIH core complex
Source: RefSeq, a predicted model, not a curated record